Diutina rugosa is the source of this 1095-nucleotide messenger RNA. RefSeq names its product DNA-(apurinic or apyrimidinic site) lyase (gene APN1). The transcript is spliced from 2 exons. Gene Ontology annotation, molecular function: DNA-(apurinic or apyrimidinic site) endonuclease activity; phosphoric diester hydrolase activity; DNA binding. The coding region runs from base 1 to 1095 and encodes 364 amino acids. The record is from RefSeq and is a predicted model, not a curated record. Lineage: Eukaryota; Fungi; Ascomycota; Pichiomycetes; Serinales; Debaryomycetaceae. Gene Ontology annotation, biological process: base-excision repair. Gene Ontology annotation, cellular component: nucleus; mitochondrion.
AUGAAAAAAAUACCCGAGACAUUCAAAUUCGACAGGAUCAAAGACCUUGGUUUUAAGUUUGGCGCUCAUGUUGGACUGCUGGGUGGCAUCUCCAAUGCCGUGAUCAAUGCGAGAAAUAUUGGCGCCAAUUCCUUUGCCGUAUUUCUCAAACUGCCCCGACAGUGGACACUGAAGCCUUUGGACUCCAAAGAGAUUGACAAGUUCAAGCAGUUUUGUCAAGAGUACAGUUAUAAUCCUGCCACGGAUAUCUUGCCUCAUGGAUCUUAUCUCAUCAAUUUGGCUAAUCCCGACGAUGAAAAACUGGAAAAAAGCUUCGGUUGCUUCGUUGAUGACUUGAAACGAUGUGAACAGUUAGGUAUUGGCUUGUAUAAUUUCCAUCCGGGUUCAGCACUCAAAGGAGGUGACCAUCGCAAAGCCAUUGAAAAGCUCGCAAGUAACAUCAAUCGUGCGAUUAAGGAAACACUGACGGUGAAAAUUGUCAUUGAAAAUAUGGCCGGUCAUGGUGAUAUCAUUGGCUCCAACCUCCAGGAUAUACGUGACGUGAUCGACAUGGUCGAUGAUAAGAAAAGAGUGGGGGUAUGCAUUGAUACUUGUCAUGCCUUCGCUGCUGGGUACGAUAUUGGGGAGAAUUGGAGUCAAUUUUGGGAGCAGUACGAUGAAAUCAUCGGCUUCGAUUAUCUUUGCGCAAUUCACCUUAACGAUUCAAAGGCUCCUCUAGGUGCCAAUCGCGAUCUUCAUCAGUUUCUAGGCCAAGGGUUUUUGGGGUUGGAAUGUUUCCGACUUGUAGCUAAUGAUGAUCGCUUGAAAAACAUGCCUAUAAUACUUGAAACUCCGGUUAAGGAUGACGAUACUCGCUAUGGUGAAGAAAUCAAACUAUUAGAAUGGCUUAUGGGCAAAACCGCGACCGACACCGACUUCCAAGAAAGACAACGUGAUCUUGCUGCGGAAGGGGCUAAGGAACGCAAGGACCACCAGGCAAAAUACGACGAUAAGAAGGCCAAGGAACUGAAGAAGCGGGCCCCGCCGAAAGCUGCUUCGGCCACUAGACGCAAGAAGAUAAAAACCGAUCCCGGCGCUGCUGUUGAGGACUCGUAG